CGGUGCUGUUUCCUUUAAAACACUUGUGUGUGGCUGAAAAGGUUGGCUAGCGAGUUAAAAAAAAAAUCCCAGCCUUGAGAGAGUAAGGCUUUCUGUUUGCUUCACUGGCGAGAAACCGAAUGGUUAAAUUUUUCUGUACCACGGAGAGCUGCCUGAAGCUGGGAGAGAAUGGAGUUUAUGCAGACCGUGUGUGUGGAGCUACUCACUGCUUGUGUAAAAAUAGACCGCAAUACAUCAAUUCCACAGUCUCUGCUGGCUACAAUUCAUACAGGGGAGGAAAAAACACAAGCAGCUUCCUCGGAAUCUCCGGAGUCUAGCUGGGGACCUCGGACCUCGGCGUGUUUGCAUUCAGUACAAUGGAAUGUUCUCGGAAAGUUUGGGCAAGUUGGAAAACAAGUGAAACUUUUGUGGACUCUGUGUGCUGCUCUGGUUGGUGAGGACCAGCCUCUUUGCCCAGAUCUUCCUGAACUUGACCUCUCUGAACUCGAUGUGAAUGACUUGGACACAGACAGCUUUCUGGGUGGACUGAAGUGGUGCAGCGACCAAUCAGAAAUCAUAUCCAACCAGUACAACAAUGAGCCCGCGAAUAUAUUUGAGAAGAUAGAUGAAGAGAAUGAGGCAAACUUGCUAGCAGUUCUCACAGAGACACUGGACAGUCUCCCUGUGGAUGAAGACGGAUUGCCCUCAUUUGAUGCCCUGACAGAUGGAGACGUGACCACUGACAACGAGGCCAGUCCUUCCUCCAUGCCUGACGGCACCCCUCCACCUCAGGAGGCAGAAGAGCCGUCUCUACUUAAGAAGCUCUUACUGGCACCAGCCAAUACUCAGCUGUGCUACAAUGAAUGCAGCGGUCUUAGCACUCAGAACCAUGCGAACCAUAACCACAGGAUCAGAACAAGCCCUGCAGUUGUUAAGACCGAGAAUUCAUGGGGCAAUAAAGCAAAGAGCAUUUGUCAACAGCAAAAGCCACAAAGACGUCCCUGCUCAGAGCUUCUCAAGUAUCUGACCACAAGCGAUGACCCUCCUCACACCAAACCCACAGAGAACAGGAACAGCAGCAGAGACAAAUGCGCCUCCAAAAAGAAGUCCCAUACACAACCGCAGUCGCAACUUGCUCAAGUGCCAUUGAUCGGUAUUGGCUGCCAGAAGCAAUGUGUUGGGAGAGAUUCUGUGGCCAAACCAUCUUCUGUUUCUUUUCUCUCUUUCUUUCCCCACAUUUCUUUUUGUUUCUCUUUUGUCGCAGGCCUAACUCCACCCACAACCCCUCCUCAUAAAGCCAACCAAGAAAACCCUUUUAAGGCUUCUCCAAAGCUGAAGCCCUCUUGUAAGACCGUGGUGCCACCACCAUCCAAGAGGGCCCGGUACAGUGAGUGUUCUGGUACCCAAGGCAGCCACUCCACCAAGAAAGGGCCGGAGCAAUCUGAGUUGUAUGCACAACUCAGCAAGUCCUCAGUGCUCAGCCGGGGACCCGAGGAAAGGAAGACUAAACGGCCCAGCCUACGGCUGUUUGGUGACCAUGACUACUGUCAAUCAGUCAAUUCCAAAACGGAUAUACUCAUUAACAUAUCACAGGAGCUUCAAGACUCUAGACAACUAGACUACAAAGAUGCCUCCUGUGACUGGCAGGGGCACAUCUGCUCUUCCACAGAUUCAGGCCAAUGCUACAUGAGAGAGACUUCGGAGGCCAGCAAGCAAGUCUCUCCUUGCAGCACCAGAAAACAGCUCCAAGACCAGGAAAUCCGAGCUGAGCUGAACAAGCACUUCGGUCAUCCCUGUCAAGCUGUUUUUGAUGACGAAACAGACAAGACCAGUGAACUAAGGGAUGGCGACUUCAGUAAUGAACAAUUCUCCAAACUACCUGUGUUUAUAAAUUCAGGACUAGCCAUGGAUGGCCUCUUUGAUGACAGUGAAGAUGAAAGUGAUAAACUGAGCUACCCUUGGGAUGGCACGCAGGCCUUCUCAUUGUUUGAUGUGUCGCCUUCUUGCUCUUCUUUUAACUCUCCGUGUCGAGAUUCUGUGUCACCACCCAAAUGCUUACUUUCUCAAAGACCCCAAAGGAUGCGCUCUCGUUCAAGAUCCUUUUCUCGACACAGGUCGUGUUCCCGAUCACCAUAUUCCAGGUCAAGGUCACGGUCCCCAGGCAGUAGAUCCUCUUCAAGAUCCUGCUACUACUAUGAAUCGAGUCACUACAGACACCGCACACACCGCAAUUCUCCCUUGUACGUGAGAUCACGCUCAAGGUCACCCUACAGCCGUAGGCCCAGGUACGACAGCUAUGAAGCCUAUCAGCAUGAGAGGCUGAAGAGGGAUGAAUACCGCAGAGAGUAUGAGAAGCGGGAAUCUGAAAGGGCCAAGCAGAGGGAGAGGCAGAAGCAGAAAGCAAUUGAAGAACGCCGUGUGAUUUACGUUGGUAAAAUCAGACCUGACACGACGCGGACAGAACUGAGAGACCGCUUUGAAGUUUUUGGUGAAAUUGAGGAAUGCACAGUAAAUCUGCGGGAUGAUGGAGACAGCUAUGGCUUCAUCACCUACCGUUACACCUGUGAUGCUUUCGCUGCCCUGGAGAAUGGAUACACUUUACGCAGGUCGAAUGAAACUGACUUUGAGCUGUACUUUUGUGGACGGAAGCAAUUUUUCAAGUCUAACUAUGCAGACCUAGAUUCAAAUUCAGAUGACUUUGACCCUGCUUCCACCAAGAGCAAGUAUGACUCUCUGGAUUUUGAUAGUUUACUGAAGGAAGCUCAGAGAAGCUUGCGCAGGUAACAUGUUCCCUGGCUGAGGAUGACAGAGAGAUGGUCAAUACCUCAAGGGACAGCGUGUCCUUUCCCAAGACUCUUGCAAGUCAUACUUAGGAAUUUCUCCUACUUUACACUCUCUGUACAAAAAAAUAAAGCAAAACGACAACAACCAUUAGAACAAGAACAACAACGGUUUACAUGAACACAGCUGCUGAAGAGGCAAGACAUGGAAUGAUAAUCCAGUAAGCACACGUUUAUUCACGGGUGUCAGCUUUGCUUUCCCUGGAGGCUCUUGGUGACAGUGUGUGCGUGUGUGUGUGUGUGUGUGUGUGUGUACUUAUUUGGGGCAUACAUGUGUGCGCAUGAGGACUUGGGGGCACCUGACCAGAAUGAACAAGGGCAAACCCCUUCGAAUGGCAGCAUAUCCAUGAAGACACACUUAAAACCUAGAACUUCAAAAUGUUCGUAUUCUACACAAAAGGAAAAUAAAUAGAAAUAAAUUAAAAGGAAAGAAAACUAACAAACCACCCUAAAAUGACACUACUGAUGUCUGUUGUCAGCCUCCGGUACCGUCUUUCCAGAAAGUGCAAAACCAACCUGCAGCAAGCUCUCUCUCUUAACCUAACGAUUUCCUGACAAUCCCGAAGACACUAUAGGUUCCACAGAACUAAUAUCCUCUCUCUCUCUUUCUCGGUCUCUCUCUCUUCCCCCUCUCUCUUCCUCCUUCUUUCCUUUUGCCAUGGAAUCUGGGUGGGAGAGGAUACUGUAGGCAACAGAUGCUAAACUUUCCUAACAUUUUGAAGUUUCUGUAGUUCGUCCUUUGUCCUGACACCUCUGUAUAUGUCCACAAUGUUGAUCUUCCACUGGAAAUUUUUGCAAAGCCUUGUCAUUGGUCAAGCGGGGAGUGUGUUCGGUGGUUCCUUCUGAGGAGGAGACCUGGUGUUACAUGACUACUGAGAGUUGAGUAGAACUCUCUGGAUGUGUUCAGAUAGUGUAAUUGCUACAUUCUCUGAUGUAGUUAAGUAUUUACAGAUGUUAAAUGGAGUAUUUUUAUUUUAUGUACAUACUCUACAACUAUGUUCUUUUUUUGUUACAGCUAUGCACUGUAAAUGCAGCCUUCUUUUCAAAACUGCUAAAUUUUUCUUAAUCAAGAAUAUUCAAAUGUAAUUAUGAGGUGAAACAAUUAUUGUACACUAACAUAUUUAGAAGCUAAACUUACUGCUUAUAUAUAUUUGAUUGUAAAAAAAAACAAAACAAAACAAAACAAAAGACAGUGUGUGUGUGUGUCCGUUGAGUGCACUACAACAAAUUGACGCUUCACGCACAUCCAUCCCCUCGUAGGAGCUUCGAUCUAAGCACCUUGUCAACAACAACAAAAAUCCUAGGCCCCUAAAGGUAUUAACCACUUCUGUGAUAUUUUUCCACAUUUUCUUGUUGCUUGUUUUUCUUUGAAGUUUUAUACACUGGAUUUGUUAGGGGAAUGAAAUUUUCUCAUCUAAAAUUUUUCUAGACGAUAUCAUGAUUUUAUGUAAAGUCUCUCAAUGGGGAACCAUUAAGAAAUGUUUUUAUUUUCUCUAUCAACAGUAGUUUUGAAACUAGAGGUCAAAAAAAAUCUUUUUAAAAUGCUGUUUUGUUUUAAUUUUUGUGAUUUUAAUUUGAUACAAAAUGCUGAGGUAAUAAUUACAGUAUGAUUUUUACAAUAAUUAAUGUGUGUCUGAAGACUAUCUUUGAAGCCAGUAUCUCUUUCCCUUGGCAGAAUAUGAUGAUGGUAUUUAAUCUGUAUUUUUUACAGUUAUACAUCCUAUAUAAAUACUGAUAUUUCAUUCCUUUGUUUACUAAAGAGACAUAUUUAUCAGUUGCAGAUAGCCUAUUUAUUAUAAAUUAUGAGAUGAUGAAAAUAAUACGGCCAGUGGAGACUUUCUACCCAGGGUGCAUGGCGGUUGUCAGGUGGGAGUGUAAGUUCUUCAUUUGGAAACUCAGCUCUCGCAGAAGCAGUGUUCCUUCUCUCACUAGCAUGGCCUCUGACGUGACCAUGAUGUUGUUCGUGGUGACAUUGCUUCUGCUAAAUUUAAUAAUAAUAACAAUAAUAAAUGUCAGAAAUUAAAAAAAAAAAACCUCCAUUCUGAGCAUCAGGAUUUCAUCUGAGUGUGGAGUUGCUGCCAUGGAAGUCACUAAAGUUUGGAGUAUGUUUUUGAGUUCCAAAUUGAGAUGUGUUUACUGUUUGGCUGACGUGACUUUUCUGGAAGAUGUGAUAGACCUACUACUUACUUAAUCGUUCUUUUCCUUUCUCUCACCCAACACGAUCUUACAAAAUGGGUUUCACCCCCAGGCCAAUGCAGCUAAUUUUGAGGGCUGCGUUCAUUUAUCACCAGCAUAUUGUGUUCUGAGUGAAUCCACUGUCUGUUCUGUCGGAUGCUUGCUCAAGUGUUUGGCUUACUCUUUUUAAGUAGAUAGAAAGCAAUAAAUAACUAUGAAAUAAAAGAAUUGUGUUCACAGGUUCUGCGUGACAACAGUAACACAUCUUUAAUCCGCCUAAUUCUUGUUCUGUAGGUUCAAUGCAGGUAUUUUAACUCUUUGUGAACGCCAAACUAAAGUUUACAGUCUUUCUUUCUGAAUUUUGAGUAUCUUCUGUUGUAGAAUAAUAAUAAAAAAGACUAUUAAGAGCAAUAAAUUAUUUUUAAGAAAUCAAUAUUUAGUAAAUCCUGUUAUGUGUUUAAGGACCAGAUGCGUUCUCUAUUUUGCCUUUCAAUUUUUGUGAUCCAACUUUAAAUACGUUCUCUGUUUGCCCUGGAUCAUGGACAUGACUGAAAUACGUGGUUUCUUUUCUUACUUCUCAAAAGACAACACUACAGAUUUCAUGUUGAGGAUUUAUUGAUCUCCCUCACCCUCUGGCCUGACAAAUCUUGUUACCAUGAAGAUAGUUUUCCUCCAUGGACUUCAGAUUGCAUCUAAAAUUAGUGAAGCUUUUGUAUCUUAUGCAGACACUGUGGGUAGCCCAUCAAAAUGUAAGCUGUAAGCUGUGUUCCUUUCUUUCUUUCUUUUUUUCACUUCCUUUGGGAGAGAAUCUUUCCAACAACAUAUGCACCCCAACAUCAUGGGAGGCAAAUUUCAGCAUAGAUCUAUAAGACUUUCAGAUGACCAUGGGCCAUUGCCUUCAUGCUGUGGUAAGUACUACAUCUACAAUUUUGGUACCCGAACUGGUGCUUUAGAAAUGCGGGGUUUUUAUUUAAAAAAAAAAAGAAGAAGAAGAAAAGAAAUGUAGCAGAAUAAUUCUUUCAGUGCAACAAAAUCAGUUUUUGUAAAGGACUCUGAGAACAACGGUUGAGCUGUCAACACUCAAAACAGCAGAGAGGGAACUUGGCACUAUUGGGGUAAAGUGUUUGGGUCAGUUGAAAAAAGGAAACCUUUUCAUGCCUUUAGAUGUGAGCUAACAGUAGGUAAUGAUCAUGUGUCCUUUUUUGAUGGCUGUACCGAGAACUUCAAUCACUGUAGUCUAAGAUCUGAUCUAUAGAUGACCUAGAAUAGCCAUGUAAUAUAAUGUGAUGAUUCUAAAUUUGUACCUAUGUGACAGACAUUUUCAAUAAUGUGAAAACUGCUGAUUUGAUGGAGCUACUUUAAGAUUUGUAGGUGAAAGUGUAACACUGUUGGUUGAACUAUGCUGAAGAGGGAAAGUGAGCGAUUAGUUUGAGCCCUUGCUGGCUCUUUUCCACCUGCCAAUUCUACAUGUAUUGUUGUGGUUUUAUUCAUUGUAUGAAAAUUCCUGUGAUUUUUUUUUUAAUGUGCAGUACACAUCAGCCUCACUGAGCUAAUAAAGGGAAACGAAUGUUUCAAAUCUA
Molecule: messenger RNA, 6574 nt
Organism: Alexandromys fortis (reed vole)
Lineage: Eukaryota; Metazoa; Chordata; Mammalia; Rodentia; Cricetidae
Gene: Ppargc1a
Product: PPARG coactivator 1 alpha
Exons: 12
Coding region: 169-2763 (864 amino acids)
Biological process (GO): positive regulation of transcription by RNA polymerase II
Cellular component (GO): nucleus
Molecular function (GO): RNA binding; transcription factor binding
Source: RefSeq, a predicted model, not a curated record